Messenger RNA from Trypanosoma rangeli, 885 nucleotides. Its product is annotated as trans-sialidase. Lineage: Eukaryota; Euglenozoa; Kinetoplastea; Trypanosomatida; Trypanosomatidae. The record is from RefSeq and is a predicted model, not a curated record. The annotation marks the transcript as partial. The transcript has a single exon.
GCUGGCUGCGUUGGCCCUCUGCCAACGGCCGGGCUGAUUGGAUUUUUGUCUAACAAUGCCAGCGAUACUCACUGGAAUGACGAGUACCUCGGGGUGGGUGCCACGGUGUCUACGGGGACGACGACGAAGGUUGAGAAUGGCUUCCAGCUGGCAGGGCGCGGCACACGGAUUGUGUGGCCAGUGGUCAGGCAGGAGGAUAAUCCAGUGCGGAGUUAUGUGGGUGAGGAGCUGACGCUUGUGGCGACGGUGACCAUCAGCAAAGUUCCAACGGGCGUCACUUCGUUGCUGGGCGUGAACACGGUGGGCCUCACCGGAGAUCGUCUGGGGCUGUGGCACGACGAGCAUCAGCACUGGAAGACGAUGCUCAGGGAGGAAGGGAAUGCAUCAGCGGUUACGUGGGAGGUGGGGACGGUGUACUGGGUGGCGCUCACGGUGCAGAAAGACGGCUGCUCGGCGUACGUCGAUGGGCAGCUUGUGGGGAGUUUGGGGGAUCAAGGCGUAUCUCCUUUGGAAGCUCCACAUUCCUCUGGAGUUGGUCUUGGGCGGCCUCUGCUGGGAAUGCCAUCUGAAAUGAUCUCAAACAUCUACUUUGAGGGUUACGGGGAUGACACCGAGGAAGACACAGAGAGCCACGUGACGGUGACGAACGUCUUGUUGUACAAUCGCUGCUUCAACGGCAGUGAGAUUGCGGCACUGAUGAGGAGGAAAGAGGUUGGGACGGCGCCAGGCCCGAACAACGCCUCCGUCCCACAUGCCAACAGGGUUGUGGAAGCAGCGUCAAAGGAGGUUGGCGGCGGCGACAGUUCUGUGCGUGGGCAUCUGUCUGGAAUGCUGUUGCCGCUGCUUCUGCUGCUUGUAAUGUGGGGCUUCUCCGCGCUUUGCUGA